AUUUACUCAAAGUCGAUAUCACCAUUUUUUCUCAAGAGACUUUGAGAUAGACAUGACAUGACAUGCACUUUGUAGAAAACGGGGAAAGUGAACCCAUUUUUCCUCGAUUUCUAGUCCUCCCAUUAAGGACGGCAUUGAAUUCAAAGUGGUCCUUUAGAAAAUCAAUUGUAGAAAAACUUUACAAUGACCAAGUCUUCCCAAACUACAAUGUAGUAUAAGUAUAUUCACCAAAACACCCACUCUCUCCUGAAAGAAAACCCACAACCAUCACUCUUGUAGCUUAUCCUUCCCUCGAAAAGACCAUGCUUGAUCUUCAAAAAACACUCCCCACGAAAAACCACCUUCGUUCUUUAACUCCGGUGUAUCGAUCAAAUGGCAAUUCUGUUAGCACAUGGACAGAUUUUGAUUUCUGGGGUGAUCAAAGGAGUCACGACGUUUACGAUAACUACAACUCUGACGACUAUGGUGCCUGCUCACCGCGGUUUUGCACGUCUCCUCUACUGCCUCGGAAUCACCACUACAGUUAUCCUCUGUCCCCCAAGUCGCGAUUGCAAGCAAUUGUGGAUGGUAGAAAGGAACUCAUGGAAAUUAUUCAAGACAUGCCAGAGUCUUCAUACGAACUCUCCUUCAAAGAUAUUGUCGAUGAGCAACAAGAAGCAGAGCAAAAGGACAUUGCGAUUGAUGAGAGGAGUCUGAAAUACAAACCUGAUAUCAAUAUGAAGCAAAAGAAGAAGAAGAUCAUGUCGCGUAGCGAAAGCAUGGAUAGUGGAGUUUUCCUUCUGAAGAUGCCCUUCCCAACUUCUCUUGGUAUGAAGGGGAAAUCAACUGCGGGUAACCAUCGCUCCAAAGUUUCUCUGAAACCACCUUUGGAGGGAUCGGACAACACAGGCAACAAAGAAUGGUGGAGGGUGAAGUUUCUAUCUACAGGGGAGGGUAAGAAAAGAGGAAAAAGUAGAAUCAGUACUGGAAGUAUUAGUAGUAGCAGCAGCGGUGGCAGCAGCAGGAGCAGGGAAGAUGAUAGUGAUUUCACACCAGUUUGCUGGUCCUUCCGCAAGAAAUGCAGGUCCAGACAACAAAGAGGUGCCGCCUGCGAAUGAGCUCACCAUGCACAUUCCUAGGGAACUGUCAACAAAAUAGUUGUUGGAAGUAAAAUCUGAGCAAGAUGAACUCUUGUAUCUCAAUUCAGCAACAUAUAUAAUAUUACUGAUGCAUUUUGUAAGUUACCUAGUGGUCUUAUGCCACAUAUGCAAUUCAAUUCUUUGUCAGUAGGAGAAUUAGAGCACGCUGACAGUGAAA
Molecule: messenger RNA, 1296 nt
Organism: Rhododendron vialii
Lineage: Eukaryota; Viridiplantae; Streptophyta; Magnoliopsida; Ericales; Ericaceae
Exons: 2
Coding region: 303-1097 (264 amino acids)
Source: RefSeq, a predicted model, not a curated record